This is a messenger RNA of Colletotrichum chrysophilum, 552 nucleotides long. RefSeq lists its product as uncharacterized. Bases 1 to 552 code for a protein of 183 amino acids. Lineage: Eukaryota; Fungi; Ascomycota; Sordariomycetes; Glomerellales; Glomerellaceae. The transcript is spliced from 2 exons. The record is from RefSeq and is a predicted model, not a curated record.
AUGACGUGGCAGUGUGACUACGUGACGCGCGUUCUGACGGUCAACGUUCCCAGUUUCAUUCCAAAGGCCAACAUCGAGGCCCGGCUCAAGGAGGCUCGUCUCCCGGACGCAAGCCAUCUCGUCCGUGGUUUCGCAAGCGCUGUCAUCGCCCUUGGAGCAUACUACCACCGACAACACGGAUUUGCCGUUAUUGCCAGUUGCAGUACCCAGAAACAGCAGCAGAAGAAGCGUUCCUCUUGCUCACACAACGCCGGUGGCGGACAUCUCGAAGAUGCCCGGGCGUCGUGGCGUCUACAUGCCGCUCUUGCAUUCCGCGGAUGUGCCUCUAUUGCAAGCGAGUGCGAUAUACCAUCUCUUGUCACCGAAAAUGUGGCAAUCGCCGCCAUGCACGUUCGCGAACUGGACUUGGCACAGAUUGAUGCUGUUGAUGACGAGUCUGUGCUCAGUUGGGCUUACUCGUACGUGCUGGACGUCUCUUACGCUCUUCAUCGAGGAGCACCUCCGGUAAGCCAGUCUGCUGUUGAUUCGGACGCCCGUCAUACGCAUUCAUAA